Malus domestica (apple) is the source of this 683-nucleotide messenger RNA. NCBI's taxonomy places the organism in Eukaryota, Viridiplantae, Streptophyta, Magnoliopsida, Rosales, Rosaceae. The record is from RefSeq and is a predicted model, not a curated record.
AACUCGAUUGGAAGAAGCGUUUCGGUAUAAUUGAAGGAAUAGCUCAAGGAUUGCUUUACUUGCACAGAUUCUCAAGAACGAGAGUAAUUCAUAGAGAUUUGAAAGCUAGUAAUAUACUACUCGACGAAAACAUGAACCCUAAAAUUGCAGAUUUUGGUUUGGCAAGGAUAUUUACCCACACUGAAUUGGAAGCAAAUACUAGUAGGAUUGUCGGGACACUUGGUUAUAUGCCUCCUGAGACCAUUGAAGGAAGAGUUUCUGUAAAAACCGAUGUCUACAGUUUCGGGGUGCUAAUACUUGAAAUCAUAAGCGGCCGGAAAAUCAACCGCUUAUGCAAUGAUGAUGGCUUACUCAAUUUGGCAUGGGAGUUAUGGAAAAAAAAUGCAGCGCUAGAACUAAAGGAUCCAACUCUAGGCGACUCGUGUAACGGGAAUCAACUGUUAAGAUGCAUCCAUGUCAGUCUACUGUGCGUGGAAGAAAACGCAGCCGAUCGACCCACCAUGUCGGAUGUAAUAUCGAUGUUGAUAAACGAAAGCAUGGAGUUGCCUAAACCAAAAAAGCCGGCAUAUUACACACAAGGAAAUGUGGACUUUAAUGGUAUACGUGAAGGGGGAGAGCAAGCUGGAUCGAUAAAUGUUUUGUCUAAUUCCGACAUUGGUGGGCGUUGAGAAAUCAAUCAACAA